This is a messenger RNA of Paramecium sonneborni, 375 nucleotides long. The record is from the annotation of a GenBank genome assembly. NCBI's taxonomy places the organism in Eukaryota, Ciliophora, Oligohymenophorea, Peniculida, Parameciidae.
AUGAAUUUUAAUCAUAAAUUUACUAUAAAAGAUUAAAGUUUAUUUGAAAAAAUUAAUUAACUUUAAACUAGAUUCUUAGACUAUUUAUAAAAAUUAUCAGACUUAAAGCUAAUUUAAUAAGAUUUCUAAAAACAAAGAAAUUUAGAAUUGGACAUCGUUUUCAAGUGUGAGAAAACCAUUGUUGCUUUUGUCAUUCUAAUUUCUUUAUAAAAAUAGAAUCCAAAUCAGUUUUUUAUUUAGAUGAAUUUGAUGCUGCUCUUGAUGAAAACUUUAGAAAUCAAGCAGCUUAAAUAAUUUAAAAUUUAUAAAAAGGAUCUUAAUUCAUAAUUAUUACAUUUAGAUCUAAACUAGUAAAUUGGAAUAAUGAUAUGGUGA